AUGACAUCGACGCCAGAGACCAAGACCAGCGCCGCCUCGCCCACGUCAACGCCUAGCAGCAAGGGCGAGGCUACUCCUCACGCCGUCGAGGACUUUGCGCGCAUCGAUGCCGUAGACCGCAUCCGCUCAGCUGUGCGCACAGAUCGCUUGGAGAAAACGCUCGAGGAGCAACGUCGAGGAGACAAGAAUGACGCCUCGUCGCGCUGGCGCAGGGCCGGUCUCAUGGCCGAACAGCUAGGCAAGCAGGAUGCUGCCCCAGAACCAGCCGUCAAGGGGCAAGCAGCGUCUUCGUCCCGUCUGUUCAAGAAACCAACUUCUCCGCCGCAGUCCCCUCCGGCGUCCGUCGACUCGCUCACCUCACAGCUGCGCGGCACAAGUUUCUUCGACAAGCUCCCCUUCUCGUUCAAGAACGAAGCAGAAAAGGAGGAGUUCAUUCGUGAAUCCAAAGUCUUGACCAAGCGCAUGGAGGAUCAGAAUUGGCUCGAGAUGCUCGAUCCCAAACAUCGCUACGGGAGCAACCUAAAGCACUACCAUCGAUACUGGAACCUCAAGGCCGACACAAAGCAGAACUUUCUUCAAUGGCUCGACGAAGGCGACGGCAAAGAUCUCAGCUUGGAGGAAUGUCCUCGAUCCAAGCUUGAGGCCGAGCGCAUCAGCUACCUGACCGCUGACCAACGGCGCAAUUACAUGACCUACAUCGACAACGACCAAGAUGCAGAUGUUCCAGCUCAGACCCAAUUGGAGGAUCUCCGAGCCCGUCUCAAGCCGCACGGGGGCAAAGGUCGCUUACGCUGGUGUCGCACAGGUCAGCUCGUCAGCACGUCCAAGUAUGAUCAUGGCGACCUUGGCAAAGGCAGGGGUGUAGCGCUGCGUCAAUCACAGGAGUGGCAGGACGCCAUUGCUACCGGCGAUGUAUGCGAAGUGGUCCGCGAUGACAAGAUCAAGUAUCGCAGAACCAACUCGACCGGCUCCUCCGACAGCUUCACUUCCGACUCGAGCUCAUCAGACGAGGAGCUCCCAUCGGAGGCGUCACCGACGCCCGAAACGGUCUCGGCUGUGGCGGGAACAUCGAGGUCCAGACCGCCCAAAGCGCACCCAGACGAAAAGCAACAGACUCGAAAGGAAAAGCUUCUCGAGAAAGCCAACUUGGGUCCCAAGUAUCUCAUCAAGCAGAAGUUGGGGCUGUAUGCUUCAGCCGAUCGGCAGCAGAUCGUCAAGGGUGACUCCGAAGCCAAAGAGGACCAAGAAGCGGAGGCGAAGGAGUCUGCCUCCCGCCCAGAUGCUCUCAUCCGUCGCCGAAAAGCCGAUACGUGGAUCUUUGUGACCGAUCUUUCCUACAAUCUGUACAUCGGCAUCAAGCAGCGUGGCCGCUUCCAGCAUUCCUCAUUGCUCGCAGGGUCGCUCGUCACCGUCGCUGGCGUCCUCAAAAUAAAGGAUGGCGUCAUCGUCUCCAUAUAUCCUUGGAGCGGUCACUAUCGUUCGUCGUCCCAGCAUUUCGAGGAGUUCAUCCGCCGACUGCAGGAGAGGGGUCUCGACACGAGCCAGAUCAACGUCACCAAAGCCAAAUAUGUCAUGGAAGUGGUCAAUCGGUACGGCAUGUACCGCAAGAAGAAGGACCGCAAGAUCAAGGAUGUCAAGGAUUGGCUGCAUGAAGCUUGGCAUCCUCAAGAAGCAUCAAAGCCCACCUCAUGA
Messenger RNA from Kalmanozyma brasiliensis GHG001, 1692 nucleotides. RefSeq lists its product as uncharacterized. The transcript has a single exon. The record is from RefSeq and is a predicted model, not a curated record. NCBI's taxonomy places the organism in Eukaryota, Fungi, Basidiomycota, Ustilaginomycetes, Ustilaginales. The coding region runs from base 1 to 1692 and encodes 563 amino acids.